AUGGGUCUCUUUGAUCGCCUCCUCCUCGGCGGCGAUCGCAGCAGGGGGAAGGAGGACCAGGAGCGCGGUGGCGGCGCCGAUACGGCCGCCAUGGGGUCAGACGUGCCGCCACCGUCCGCCAUCCCUCCCCUCUCGGCCGCUGCUGCCUCUGUAGUCUGCCGAUGCGCCCGGAUCGCGGGCGUGCCGGUGGAUCAGCUGCUCCGGCGGCUGGACGCGGAGGAGCAGGCCGGCGGGCCGCUGGAGUACGCCAGGAGCGUCGUGGAGUACUGCUCCCACGUCGCCCUGCGCGUGGAGGCCAGGCGCCCGGACCACCUCGGCGACAGGGAGUUCCACACGCUCACCUAUGAUAUGAUGCUCGCCUGGGAGGCGCCCGACGAGGAGACCGACGCCGUGUUCGAGAAAACGGCAUUCAGCGUUCUCCGUGACGACGCGGACGACGACGACGGUGCAUCCAUUUUCUAUUCAAGCCCAACGCAGAUGGCAAUUCAGGUUGAUGGCAGGAGGACGGUUGGACCCGAGGCAUUUACCAAGAUUGCUCCUGCCUGCCCUGCCAUGGCACACCCCAUCACCGUCCGUAACCUAUUUGACGCGCUCACCAACUCCACCGGAGGACGGCUGCAUUUCCUUAUCUACCACAAGUAUCUCAGAAGCUUAGACGAGGCGUUCUGCUCCGCAAAACGUAUGUUAGGGGGGCACAAAGCUCCUGCCCUGCAGCUCUCUGCUGAUGAGGUGAUCCUUGACAUCCACGGGGCUGCGACAACCAAGCCAGUUCUUCAGCACAUCGGGACGUCCACAUGGCCUGGGAGGCUCACACUGACGAAUCACGCACUCUACUUUGAGGCUAUUGGUGUUGAUUUCUCAUACGGCGAGGCUGUUGUGUAUGAUCUGGCAAGGGACUUGAAACAAUCAGUAAAACGUGAGUCCACUGGGCCAUGGGGUGCUCACCUCUUUGACAAGGCUGUCAUGUACAAGUCCAGCCUGACAAGUGAACCCAUCUUCUUUGAAUUCCCACAAUUGAAAGGCCACACUCGCCGAGACUACUGGUUUGCAGCCAUCAAAGAGGUGCUGCACGCACACAAGUUCAUCAGGAAGUACAGGCUUGGUAGUUUCCAGAAGGCGGAGGCGCUCUCCAUCGCAACAUUAGGGAUUUUGCGGUACCGCACUGUGAAACAGGGAUUCAACAUACUACCAGCACAUUUCAAGACCAUCCUUGCCUUCAACUUGGCAGAGAAAUUGCCGAAAGGGGACAAGAUUUUGGAGGCAUUGUAUGGCCAGCUCAAGCAGCAUUGCCCAAGAUUCAGAGGAAGCCAGGAUUUUGGUCAGAGCAGUUCUGAUGAAUUGAUGCGUGCUGACCCCUUCCCACUUUCUGCAUAUACCAUGGUGACAAUGGGUUUGCUAAAACUGAAAGAGGAGGACACCGCUGAGGAGAGGGAUUUCACUGUGCGAGACGUGCAGAUUGGAGGAACUAGCUCAGUUCAGAUGGCUCUAGAGCGAUCGGUUGGGUAUUCAGGUAGAGUGGAAGCGGCAAGGGCUACGCUUGAUCAGGUCAAAGUGGAAGACAUAGACACUAAUGUAGCUGUUCUAAAGGAACUACUAUUUCCUUUGAUUGAAAUAGGCAAAAGGUUGCUCACUUUGGCCGGGUGGGAAGAGCCCUUUAAAUCUUUUGUCUUCUUGUUAUGUUUCCUCUACAUGGCAUACAGUGGUUGGAUCUGGUUCAUGUUUCCUGGAUUUUUGCUUGGUUCUACUCUCUUCAUGCUAUGGAACAAACAUUACGGGAAUGGGCGCUCGGUAGAAGCAUUUGAGAUCAUAACUCCUCCUCGAAGAAGAACCGUGGAACAACUCCUAGCUCUGCAACAGGCCAUCUCGCAGCUGGAAGCACACGUGCAAACAGGGAACAUUUUUCUCCUCAAGCUCCGGUCCCUCAUGCUUGCAGCAUUUCCUCAGAGCACCAACAGAGUUGCAGCUGCAUUGGUCGUUGUGGCCACGAUAUUCACAUUCAUGCCAUUGAGAACCAUUGUUCUACUGAUUCUUCUGGAGGCAUACACAAGACAGAUGCCAUUGAGGAAGAAGAGUAGUGAAAAGUUGGUGAGAAGGUUAAGGGAGUGGUGGCUCCGGAUUCCACUUGCGCCUGUACAACUUCUAAAGCCUCGGGACACUAGGAGAUGGAGAUCGAGAUUGAGAUAA
Miscanthus lutarioriparius is the source of this 2184-nucleotide messenger RNA. The record is from the annotation of a GenBank genome assembly. Lineage: Eukaryota; Viridiplantae; Streptophyta; Magnoliopsida; Poales; Poaceae.